AUGGAGUUCUGGCACUGCCAUAAACCUCAUGACCACGAACACCAAGAUUCCGAGUCUCUGGCCACCAAAGGUUACGGUGCCAACUCUGCUAUAUCAGCGCAGCAGGGUGUCGGCUUUGUCGACUUGACUUCAUUCCUGUUCACAGAAUCUGACUGCCGAGGCUUAAAAUAUUCUUCUUCGACAAUGGAUGCUGGGUUCGACAUGUUGUCUUUGGCGCUUGAGGACGAUGAGAGUAACAAGUUCUUACACGUAUUUUGUCGAAAGUGUGCAACAGAAGUAGGUCUGUACAACGUUGCGGCAUCAUCUGUUACUCUGUUUAAAUGGCAAAUUACUUGUCAAACCAAAACUCCAGAUCCCAACCCAAGCAGCCCAGAGUGUCUUGCAGCGACUCUCAUGGCUACAAUUUCGAGGUCGGGGUCAUCCAAGUCUAUCAUCACGCCGCAUGUGCUUGGAUCUGUAAAGCCGGGUUCAGCGGUUGCACGCCAGAACCUUCAUCUUUGGGUGUUGAAUCCCAAUGUGAUAUACACAGUAUCUUCUACCACUGGCUGCAAGACGGCUAUGAAGAUACUCUACAAGCAUAUCGACUCGGAAGAGGGCGAUAAGCUGAUUACAUCCAUGACCUCGGAUGUCCAGGAGAUUACUCUGCCAGAGACAGCCAUCAAAGCUGCAGAAGAGUGCUUGUUGGCGAGCAGUCAACUGCUGCCAGCUCAAGAACGGACUUUUAAGGAGUGGAAUGUCGGGUUGCUUGGAAGAUGGGAACCCUAUUCCUGA
Fusarium pseudograminearum CS3096 is the source of this 771-nucleotide messenger RNA. RefSeq lists its product as uncharacterized. The transcript has 2 exons. The record is from RefSeq and is a predicted model, not a curated record. Gene Ontology annotation, molecular function: ubiquitin protein ligase activity; cyclin binding; ubiquitin conjugating enzyme binding. The coding region runs from base 1 to 771 and encodes 256 amino acids. Lineage: Eukaryota; Fungi; Ascomycota; Sordariomycetes; Hypocreales; Nectriaceae. Gene Ontology annotation, biological process: protein polyubiquitination; protein monoubiquitination; proteasome-mediated ubiquitin-dependent protein catabolic process. Gene Ontology annotation, cellular component: ubiquitin ligase complex; nucleus; cytosol.